AAAAAGAAUUGAAUAAAAAGAAAAAGAAAAGUGAAACUGCGUUACUCCUACGCCAAGUUGUUGUAUAAAGACAGAGAAUUCUAGAAGCUUUGGGUCUUCGGCCGUUUGUUAUUUCUUGGGUUUUCUUGAGAGGGUCGUCUCUGUCAUUACCCAUUUUUCAGGCUUCGAUUUUCUGAAACCGAGAUAAUUUUCUCCGAGAGCUUUGCUUUUCGUGAAGACUCAGCUGCGUGUGUGUAAUAAUGGCGUCGAAACGGAUCUUGAAGGAGCUCAAGGAUUUGCAGAAAGAUCCUCCUACCUCUUGUAGCGCCGGUCCUGUGGCUGAGGAUAUGUUCCAUUGGCAAGCAACAAUUAUGGGGCCUGCUGAUAGUCCGUAUGCAGGGGGCGUAUUCCUUGUUUCAAUUCAUUUUCCUCCGGAUUAUCCCUUUAAGCCUCCAAAGGUUGCAUUUAGGACAAAGGUAUUCCAUCCCAACAUCAACAGUAAUGGAAGCAUAUGUUUAGAUAUUCUCAAAGAACAGUGGAGUCCUGCAUUAACCAUUUCCAAGGUACUGCUGUCAAUAUGCUCUCUGUUGACGGACCCCAACCCGGACGAUCCUCUUGUGCCUGAAAUUGCUCACAUGUACAAGACUGACAGAGUCAAGUACGAAGCUACGGCUCGCAGUUGGACACAGAAGUAUGCCAUGGGAUGAUUUAAGAAAGAGCUCUCAGCAUUUGUAGAGACCCACAAAUGCAUGGAUUCCAUCUCCUUUAGGUCUUCAAGGAAGAGGAAAUAUUGGAAGUGUAUUUUCAUUUUCUGUUUUUCUUCUUUUCUCUUAUCUCUUUCUUCAGUUGAAAAUCGGCAAGGAACUUGGAUAUCUUUUUGUGAAUAUCAUUUUCAGAUAUUGGAGAUGGAAAACAAAACAAAAGAAAAAAAAACAAAAACUGUGUUGUAUCGUUACUAAUGUUCUGGUCAAGUGAAUGGUCUUGUUGAUGUGUUA
This is a messenger RNA of Humulus lupulus (European hop), 974 nucleotides long. RefSeq names its product ubiquitin-conjugating enzyme E2-17 kDa. The transcript has 5 exons. Gene Ontology annotation, molecular function: ubiquitin conjugating enzyme activity. Gene Ontology annotation, biological process: protein polyubiquitination. Gene Ontology annotation, cellular component: nucleus. The coding region runs from base 240 to 686 and encodes 148 amino acids. The record is from RefSeq and is a predicted model, not a curated record. NCBI's taxonomy places the organism in Eukaryota, Viridiplantae, Streptophyta, Magnoliopsida, Rosales, Cannabaceae.